GACUGGGAGGGUUGCUGGUUGAUAUUUCAGAGGAAUUUUUUUGGGGGUUGGUCUUGAUAUGACAUAAGCAAAGACAGAAAAGCAGAGGAAAGCCGAAUAUUUUCUGAUGAUCAUGAUUAGAAGAGUGUUACACAGCUAAUACCUGCACUAAUCCUUAUUUAAGCUACAAUCUGCUGUGCUACAUAACAUAAAGAGCAACUAAAAUGAAUACAAUUCCAUUCUGAAAAGAUCAACCAGUGUUAUUUUCAUUAAGUCAAUCCGAUUACAAUACACCACAGUUCAGCUGAAUUCGUAUUCAUGUAAAAAUGACAAAUGUCUGUCACAGGUUCUCGGCUGCACAGAUUCAUUUUACAAGGUCUGUUUCUGUAAAAUCCACAUGAGCAAAAUUAAACAUGAAGUUUUGUGUUGCUUUCGAGAACGAUUAUCAUUAGUAUUAUUAGCAAAGAACAUAAUCUCUUCUCUUAUGUACGAUUUUACGAUUCAAUUAUAUUUAGUACAGUAAUUUGUAUUGUAUUUUCCUUGUCUGUAAAGUCUAUUGAUACUUUAAAAACUCCAAGUUUGUUUUCUUUAUUUUAUGAGUUUGUUCUGAAGUACUUCAAGAAAUAAAUGUAAUACUAAUAGCAAAAGCAUUUAAUGUGCUUUUGUUUUGUUUUGUUUUGAGGAGACAACCCUAGCAUAUUUAAAUAGAUAAAAUCAGUGGUUUGUAACAGAACUGAUGUGUUUUUAUGUGUAUGUGUGUAGUUGUGUGUAUGUGAUUUUGCUAAACCUCUUCGCCUUCCUUUGACUGCAAGAAUGCAACACACAUGUGGUUUUACUUCAGCAAAACUAAUGCAUAAACAUCAGAAAAAAUAUCAGAAUGACCUUUACCACAUCUGUUUUCUCUUUUGUCCCCCAAAAUGGAUCUAUUACUAUGUAAAGUUAUGCAUAUGAAAAUAUAAGUGUGCGCUCUUACACUGUGAGCUUCACCUGCUGUAUGAGUGAAACAGAGAAAUGCGCCCUUGGAGUUGCUGUAUUUGACUGAAAUAUCGUUCUGAAGCUUUAUUAAAGCCAGGUGUAAUGGGGGGGAUGCGCUCCAGUUGCGUGCUUCUCCUUACAUGGCCUUUUCAACUCAUUCUUUAACAGUUCUAGGAUGCGCAUUGCAUUUAAGGGUCGCUGGCUGUGAGGACGGUCAACAAAUGAAAUAAUGGUAAGUGCAUUGGUGAAAAUGGCAUGUAUGCGCCUUUGUUCUGUGGAUUACUGCUCCGGUUGCAGCAGGGCUACAGUCGCUCUUUCUGAUUGAGGCCAAGUUGAGGAAAAAAGGACGAAAAUCUGCACUUUUUCUUUUUGAUGCAAGCUAGAAUUACAGUGAGAAAACAUGUGCAGUCAUUGGCUGAACAGGCCAGCCUGCCCACAGCAUGAGGGAAUCUUUCUCUAUGAGAGGCACGUAGCAGUGCAAAUCCAAUGGAUAAUGGCCAAAAGUUGUAUAUAGAAAACAAAUAAUCUGCUUUACAUGCCUUCUCGGCUCUGCGUAAUCGUCUUCCACAACAGUCUUUGCUUAAGUUGUACUCAUGAUAAUAUGGUUAUGCGAUCAUUUUCUCACCGACUCCGUAUCCGUGUGAUCCAGGAAUCCAGUUCCAGGUUUUAAGCGCAGCUUCUCUCUCACAUCUCCGCUCAGCUCGCACAGAGAGAAAUCCCUCAGCCGCGGGCCGCUCUCUCUCCGGCUGGAACGGGACUCAACAAACCCGAAGAAGACGCUCAAAGGACUGAAAUAAAUAAAGAGGACUGCUUUUGUUUGUUUAUUUUUCUUGCGUUCUUUUGUUGCUCUUUUUUUAUUAGUUGCUGUGCGAACAGGUCCGCGUCCCCUCUCCCUCUCCUCCAGCAGGACGGACGGACGGACUCUCCGUACUCGCAUCUCUUCAUCCCGGCACGGCGGAGCGCAGGACUGAGCGCGGGUCUGCGGGAAUGUGAGCGCUCACACUGAGAGAAAGGCUCAGAUGAGCGGAGCAUGUGUGCGUUGUGCGCUGAGACGCGCUGCUCCUAUUCUAAGACCUGCUUGUAAUUGCAUCAACUGAUUAAUUAACUUUCCAUCUGAUUUUUCUUCAACUAUCCGUUCACUCACAAAAGGCUCGGAGGUCAAUGAUGGUUAUCUCUCAGAGUGACUUCCCUGGAUCGUUGUGACUACAGUGAUUUCGACCCAGACAUGUGGAAAGCGGCAAGUCCAGUCAGAGCCAGGAUGGGAUGUUCAGAAUGGAAGUCUUUGGUCCUCUGUGGCCUGGUGUUCGUCUUGACGGUUGUACAGAGUUCUGACGGGUUUAGCCGGGCAGCUAUGCCGUUUGGUCUGGUGAGGCGGGAGCUGUCUUGCGAGGGUUAUCCCAUCGACCUACGCUGUCCAGGAAGUGAUGUCAUCAUGAUCGAGACUGCCAAUUACGGCCGGACAGAUGACAAGAUCUGCGACGCUGACCCCUUUCAGAUGGAAAACAUCAACUGUUAUCUGCCCGAUGCAUUCAAGAUCAUGUCUCAAAGGUGUAACAACAGAACGCAAUGCAUCGUCAUCACUGGACCAGAUGUUUUUCCUGACCCCUGCCCAGGAACGUAUAAGUACCUUGAAGUCCAGUAUGAAUGUGUUCCCUACAAAGUGGAGCAAAAAGUUUUUGUUUGUCCCGGAACUCUGAAAGCGGUUGGAGAUCCGUCGUUUCUUUACGAGGCGGAGCAACAAGCGGGGUCGUGGUGCAAAGACCCCCUCCAGGCAGGAGACAAGGUUUAUUUCAUGCCCUGGACCCCUUACAGAACAGAUACACUUAUUGAGUACAACUCGCUCGACGAUUUUCAAAACUCUCGACAGACUACGACAUAUAAGCUCCCCCAUCGGGUCGACGGCACAGGAUUUGUUGUAUAUGAUGGCGCAGUGUUUUUUAACAAGGAAAGGACUCGUAACAUUGUCAAAUUUGACCUUCGGACCAGAAUUAAAAGCGGGGAGGCGAUUAUAAAUAACGCAAAUUAUCAUGACACCUCACCUUAUAAGUGGGGCGGGAAAACAGACAUCGACUUGGCAGUAGAUGAAAAUGGCCUUUGGGUGAUCUACGCCACUGAGCAGAACAACGGUAUGAUGGUGAUCAGUCAGCUCAACCCCUACACCCUUCGCUUUGAGGCAACCUGGGAGACCACCUACGACAAGCGCUCAGCCUCCAAUGCUUUCAUGAUCUGCGGGGUUCUGUAUGUUGUCCGAUCCACGUAUGAAGACAACGAGAGCGAGGUUAGCAAGAGCCUGAUCGACUACAUGUACAACACCAAACUGAACCGAGGCGAGUACGUCGACAUCCACUUCCCCAACCAGUACCAGUACAUUGCCGCUGUGGAAUACAACCCCCGAGACAACCAGCUGUAUGUGUGGAAUAACUUCUACAUCCUGCGGUACAAUCUGGUGUUUGGACCACCUGAUCCAGCUCACGCACCACCUAUCUCAGAGGCAUCCACAACACCAAAGUUACUAAAACCAACAACCACUACAACAACCACUACUCAGCCGAGAGGUCAGGUGACUACUGUUACCACUACAGGGACCAGAGCUGUUAAUAAGACACCCAAAUCACCAGCUGUACUUCCCCAAACCACCACACCACCCUCGCUGGAGUCCUUCCCUCCACCUGAGCGCUUCUGUGAGAGCGUAGAGCUUAGGGACAUACUGUGGCCGCAGACGCAGAGGGGCAUGCUGGUGGAACGGCCCUGCCCCAAAGGAACUCGAGGCACUGCCUCCUACCUAUGUGUUCUCUCCUCUGGGACCUGGAACCCAAAAGGCCCAGAUCUGAGCAACUGUACGUCCCACUGGGUGAAUCAAGUCGCUCAAAAGAUCCGGAGUGGGGAAAACGCAGCCAACCUGGCGAACGAGCUGGCCAAACAUACCAAAGGAGCCAUUUUUGCCGGUGACAUUAGCUCUACCAUGAGGCUCAUGGAGCAGCUGGUGGAUAUUCUAGACGCUCAGUUACAGGAACUGCGACCCAGCGAGAAAGACUCCACCGGCCGCAGCUUCAAUAAGCUUCAAAAGCGAGAAAGGACGUGCAGAGCGUAUAUGAAGGCUAUCGUGGAUACAGUCGACAACCUCCUCAGACCGGAGGCUCUGAAAUCGUGGCGAGAUAUGAAUACCACGGAGCAGACGCACGCCGCAACUAUGUUACUGGACACCCUGGAGGAAGGAGCCUUUGUCCUUGCUGACAAUUUAAUGGAACCGGCCAUCGUGAAAGUACCAGCCAAUAAUAUAAUUCUGGAUGUUUACGUGCUGAGCACAGAUGGGCAGGUUCAAGAUUUCAGGUUUCCCCAGAGCGGCAGGGGUGGAAUUUCUAUCCAAUUGUCUUCCAAUACUGUGAAGCUCAACAGUCGUAAUGGUGUUGCCAAGUUGGUUUUUGCCCUUUAUAAGAACCUGGGGCAGUUUCUAAGCACUGAGAAUGCAACAAUGAAGCUCGGCCACGAGGCCAACGGACGCAACCUCUCCGUGGCUGUGAAUUCCGACGUCAUUGCUGCCUCAAUAAACAAAGAAUCCAGUCGUGUAUUUAUAUCGGAGCCUGUGAUUUUCACCCUGGAGCACAUCGACAUGCAGCACUACUAUAACUCCAACUGCUCUUUCUGGAACUACUCCGAGAGAACCAUGAUGGGAUACUGGUCCACUCAGGGCUGCAAACUCAUCCACGCCAAUAAAAGUCACACCACCUGCUCCUGUAGUCAUCUCACUAACUUUGCGGUGCUCAUGGCUCAUCGAGAGCUGCUGGGUGCAGAUAAAGUCCAGGAGCUCUUGUUGAGCGUCAUCAGUCGUGUGGGCAUCGUGGUAUCCCUCAUCUGUCUGGCCAUGAGCAUCUUCACCUUCUGCUUCUUCCGUGGGCUGCAGAGUGACAGGAACACAAUCCACAAGAACCUAUGCAUCAACCUUUUCAUUGCUGAGCUCAUCUUCCUCAUCGGAAUCGACAUGACGGAGCCCAGGAUGGCCUGCUCCAUAAUUGCAGGAAUCCUGCAUUACUUCUUUCUGGCGUCUUUCGCCUGGAUGUGUUUGGAGGGGGUUCAGCUCUAUCUGAUGCUGGUGGAGGUCUUUGAGAGCGAAUAUUCACGCAGGAGGUAUUUCUACAUGGCAGGAUACCUCCUCCCCGCUGUGGUUGUAGGCGUGUCCGCUGCUGUAGACUAUAGGAGCUACGGGACCAAGAAAGCAUGUUGGCUCAGGAUGGACAAUCACUUCAUCUGGAGUUUCAUUGGACCCGUCACCUUCAUUAUUAUGCUCAAUCUCAUCUUCCUGCUCAUCACGAUGUACAAAAUGAUGAAACACUCUACAUCGCUGAAACCUGAUUCCAGCCGGCUGGAGCACAUCAAUAAUUAUCGCGUCUGUGAUGGCUAUUAUAAUUCUGAUUUGCCUGGCUAUGAAGAUAAUAAACCAUUUAUCAAGUCGUGGGUCAUGGGCGGCUUUGCUCUGCUGUGUCUCUUGGGCCUGACCUGGUCAUUUGGUUUGUUCUUCAUCAGCGAGUCAUCCGUCGUGUUAGCGUACCUCUUCACUAUCUUCAACACUUUCCAGGGCAUGUUUAUCUUCACCUUCCACUGCCUGCUUCAGAAGAAAGUUCGGAGAGAGUACAGCAAAUGCCUCCGACACACGUACUGCUGUAGCGGGAUCACGACAGAGAGCUCGCACAGCUCCACAAAGACCUCAACAACACGGACAAGCGCUCGCUAUUCCUCUGGUACUCAGAGUCGAAUCAGAAGAAUGUGGAAUGACACAGUAAGAAAACAGUCUGAGUCCUCUUUCAUCUCAGGAGACAUAAACAGCACAUCAACCCUCAACCAAGGAAUGACGGGCAAUUAUCUUCUUACUAACCCUCUUCUGAGACCACAAGGCACUAAUAACCCCUACAACACCUUACUGGCUGAAACUAUCGUAUGUAACACACCAACGGUGCCAGUCUUUCACUCUCCAGUGACCUACAGAGAGACAAGACACUCGGUGACCAGCGGCAGAGAUACGAACACGUUCGGUACUCUACCACUCAACGGCAACUUUAAUAACAGCUACUCACUUCAUAACUACAGCGAUGGCGUGCAGGUGGUGGAUUGCGGGCUCAGUCUCAAUGACACGGCCUUCGAGAAGAUGAUCAUCUCAGAGCUUGUGCACAACAACCUCAGGGCCGCCGAGUCCCAGAUCAGCACCAAAAAGGGGGCGGGGAUCAGCAGAGGGGAGGAGCCUGUGGUCGCGGAGACAUCGUCCCUGGUGCAGGUGGGCGGGGACAGCGAGAUGGAUGGUCUGGGGCUGCACCACACGCAUCCCCGCACGCUCGAUGCCCCCCUCAUCCCCCAGCGAACUCACUCGCUCCUGUACCACACGCAGGAGAGAGCGAGGGCCGACAUGGAAGCUUCGCAACCCCACAGCUACAUCGGCCAGCUCCCGCCUCCGGCCGAGACCGCCUUGCCCUCCCCCAACAGAGACUCGGUGUACACCAGCAUGCCAAACCUUAGAGACUCGCCGUUCUCGGAGAGCAGCCUAGACAUUGGCCAGGACCUCUCGCCAUCCAAACAUAGUCCGAACGAAGACGUUUACUAUAAAAGCAUGCCCAACCUGGGGUCAGGCCAACAGCUGCAUGCGUAUUAUCAGAUGAGCAGAGACAGUAGCGAGGGCCUCAUCAUCCCCGUCUCUAAAGACGCUUGUGUCCCCGAGGGGGACGUACGAGAGGGACAAAUGCAGCUGGUCACAAGCCUUUAAAACAAACUAUAAGCACCGCCCACCAUGUACACAGCCCCGCCCAUCCACCGAUGGCAGAGUGGUCUUCCUUUUUUAGCCUCCCACAUAACUGCACACUUAAUGGAGAAGUACCGCUACUGUCCAACGAGUUACAGACAGGCCCAGACGGAAUCUGCAAAGUUUUUAGCACAUUUUCUGUGCUGAUUUUAGACAGAAAUUUGCAGUGGAAUAGACACAAGAAGCUUAUGCCUUGUUUUACAGUAAAAAUAUCUAAAUAUAGUAAACUGAGCUUAAUUAAGAGCUUUGUUUUGAAGGAAUAUUUCAUGAAUAUUUUUUUUUUCAAUAAUUAAGAAGGUUUUUGCUUAAAAGAAGAAAUAAACAAAUAAAUGAUCAUCUACCAAAGGAGUGAGAAAUAUAAUCUUAAUUUAAGACAAAUUGUUUCAAAGCAAGAUAAAUAAAUGUGUUUUUACUGGAAAACAAGACAAAAAAGAACAUUAAUAGGGAAAAUAAUUCUUGCAAUUAUUAAUUGUUACCCUGUUAUUGGUAGCUGAAUGUAUCCACGAUUAUUUAAUAAACAAACAUACAAGUGUCACAUGAUGUGUACAGUAUAACUUUGUGAAUGAUGGUUUUAUGCAGAAAUCUGCAGUGUUCUUGGAUUGCAGAUUCCAUGUGGGCCUGGUAAUAGGAAUACAGUUUCACAGAAAAAAUAAAAUGAAGCCAAAAAAAAAAAAAAAAAAAAAAAAAAAAGUCUUUCUCGUUCCAGUGCAUACGUUUCUCAAUGGAUGUACAUAUAUGUUCACAUAUUUCUCUUUUGAAUGCAGUUUUGAUUUUUCUUUAUUAUAUACAACAAUGGAAUUUCCAGGACCUUAAGACGUGCAGAAAUUGUCCUGAAUGAAAUAAAGGAGUUCUGUAACACCCUUUACAAUCAACAAAAUCCCAUACAACAUGACCACUAGCAAACAAGCCCCAGGCCUUAUAUUUUCUCAAUCAUACACGGAACUGUCAAGGGUAAUGAUAUAACAUAGAACAAUAUAUUUUGUUGUAUUGAUUGUGUAAAAUAAAUUGCUAUAAAAUAAAUAACAUCCCUAAAUAUAAAGCAAAUGAGAUUUUGAAAAGGAGAUGACUAUGUAAAAAGUUCAGAAGCUUGUUUAUGAUGAUGCAAUUGGUGGAUAACCUCAUGUAUGCUGCAAAAGACAUUGACAUUCAUCUGUCCUGUUCAUGAAAAUGGGUUUGCCACUUUAGAUCAAUUAGAUUAUAAUGUUCUCAUGCCUUGCACAAAUUUAUUUUGUGCAAAUCUGUGCAAAGCAUGAAAAAUGUAGUGACUGAAGGUCACGACUGAGCUUGGAGUAGAACCUUCUUUUUUAAGGACUAUUACUGCAGCUGAGGUUGGAUAUUUAUUUAUUAAAUUAUUCUUUAAAAAUAAUACUUUUGUGAAUAUUUUACAGCACUGGUCGACGUAGUUCAUCUUCAUAAGCAUAAUUAAGGAACCCAUCUCUGAUAAACAUGUUAAGGAGCCCAUCUCUACAAAGGAUGUAAAGUUCUACACUUGUUUAACAAUAAAUAAAUGUGAAUUUUUGUCUAA
Megalobrama amblycephala (Wuchang bream) is the source of this 8264-nucleotide messenger RNA. RefSeq names its product adhesion G protein-coupled receptor L2a (gene adgrl2a). The coding region runs from base 2180 to 6703 and encodes 1507 amino acids. Gene Ontology annotation, molecular function: carbohydrate binding; G protein-coupled receptor activity. Gene Ontology annotation, biological process: adenylate cyclase-activating G protein-coupled receptor signaling pathway; brain development; cell surface receptor signaling pathway. Lineage: Eukaryota; Metazoa; Chordata; Actinopteri; Cypriniformes; Xenocyprididae. Gene Ontology annotation, cellular component: membrane; neuron projection. The transcript has 26 exons. The record is from RefSeq and is a predicted model, not a curated record.